AUGGCCAUUGAGAACCAACAAACAGCUGCCGCUCCAGUAGAAGAGACAACUUCUCUCUUCUCAAGUUUGGUUUCGUACUUUGUACCUACCGCCCACGCAGAGGCACCUGAGGAAUCAGACGAGCCUGCUGAAGAAGCAAGUGAAGAGCCCGCAGAAGAGGAAGAGGAGGAGGAGGAGGAACCAGAGGACAUCGCACCCGCUAUCAGAGAAGAAUGUGAGACAAAAACAUGUGCCGAUCACGUUCACCACUUCAAACACUGUCAAGAGAAAGUUGAAGCUGGAAAAGGAUUCCCAGGAGAAGAUUGUGUCGAGGAAUUUUUCCAUGUCUUACACUGUGUUGACGCAUGUGCCGCACCCAAGAUCUUCAAGAAGCUCGCUUGA
Messenger RNA from Kwoniella shivajii, 381 nucleotides. RefSeq lists its product as uncharacterized. The transcript is spliced from 4 exons. Gene Ontology annotation, biological process: mitochondrial electron transport, ubiquinol to cytochrome c. The record is from RefSeq and is a predicted model, not a curated record. Bases 1 to 381 code for a protein of 126 amino acids. NCBI's taxonomy places the organism in Eukaryota, Fungi, Basidiomycota, Tremellomycetes, Tremellales, Cryptococcaceae.